Molecule: messenger RNA, 9215 nt
Organism: Chelonoidis abingdonii (Abingdon island giant tortoise)
Lineage: Eukaryota; Metazoa; Chordata; Testudines; Testudinidae
Source: RefSeq, a predicted model, not a curated record
CGGCAGGCGGAGGGAUCCGGCGGAACAUAUUUCCCUCUAGUCUCGGGAGGGAAACCGUCGACGCUUGGCUGAGGACGGAGGCUUCAAGAUGGAGGAGGUGCCAGGGGAUCAGAUGGAAAGUCCAAACACUAGAGAAGAAGCUGGACCCGGCCCCGUUCCGCCAGAGGAGGCUGGGCCCGGCCCCGUUCCGCCAGAGGAGGCUGGGCCCAGCCCCGUUCCGCCAGAAGAAGCUGAGCCCGGCCCCCUUUUGCCAGAAGAAGCUGAGCCCGGCCCUGUUGCUCGUGCUCGACAAGUAGCAUCUGUCCGCCCUCCUCUAGAGUCUUUUAGCCCUUCUCUGAGUAACCGCAGGAUGUCUAAAUUUCGCCGGAGUACUAGUGGAGUUCAAUCCCUACAAGAAACUUUAAAAGAAAAACAGGCACGAUAUAGAGAUGCAAGGGAAGGUCGAAAAAUGAAAAUCAGUGCUUCAUUUAGAUACAUAUUUGAAAUCCUAGGGGACAAACUUGGUUUAGAUGCAACAACUGUGGAAGAUAUGAUCUUGGAUGGCCCUUCAUUACAGGCAUUUGAUAAUUUUUUUGCCAAAGACGGAAGUAGAACUUUGAAAUUCUUAUAUCAAGAAGGAGAAGCACCAGGAGUAGAAUGUGGUCGAACAAUUCCAGGAGUUGUAAAAGGAACAAAAAUUAUGAGAUUAUAUUUAGACACUGCACCAGACAAGUUCAAAGGACUCUGUUUAUUUUUUGUUCGUUAUAGGAAUGACAUCCCUCUAAAUGCAAAAAGUAUACAUGAGGACAUAUACUUUUGUGUAUUAGAUGCAACUGAAGGACUUUUACGUGGUACUAGGAACAUGCUAGCAAAUAUUUUUCUACCAGCUAUCCUUGCAACAAAUAAUUGGGGUACUUUAAGUCAAACCACACAGGGAACAACUGAAAAACAGAAUUUCAUAGAAACUAUUAAUAGAUAUCUUUCAUUUUUAAACGGUGCUAGAGUAAGCAUAGAGGGAACUGUUGAGUUAAAAAAGAUGGAUCACAUUGACUUUUCUAAACUUCAGUCCUUUGAGGAAGUGACAGCAGCAGCUGCUAAUUCUGAUACUGUUCAUCAACUAGAGGAAGUGCUUAUGAUAUGGUAUAAACAGAUUGAACAAGUUCUUAUUGAGAGUGAGCAGAUGAGAAAAGAAGCUGACGAUUCAGGGCCAUUGACUGAACUAGAACACUGGAAACGUAUGUCUGCUAAAUUCAAUUUUAUUAUUGAGCAGAUUAAAGGACCAAGUUGCAAAGCUGUCAUAAAUGUUCUAAAUGUUGGACAUUCCAAACUAUUAAAGAUGUGGCGAGAGUUGGAUGCCAGAAUCACGGAUACUGCAAAUGAAUCAAAAGAUAAUGUGAGAUAUUUAUACACACUUGAAAAAGUAUGUCAACCACUUUAUAACUAUGAUCUUGUGUCUAUGGCACAUGGAAUACAAAAUUUGAUUAAUGCUAUAAGAAUGAUUCACAGUGUUUCAAGGUAUUACAAUACUUCAGAGAGAAUGACAUCAUUGUUUAUAAAGGUUACAAAUCAAAUGGUUACAGCAUGUAAGGCAUAUAUUACUGACGGUGGUUUAUCUCGUGUAUGGGACCAGGAUACACCUGUAGUAAUUAAAAAAAUUCAGGACUGCAUUUUUUUAUUUAAAGAAUAUCAAAAAUGCUUUCAUAAAACAAGGAAACAGAUUUUGGAAGCUCUAGGGGAAAAGACAUUUGAAGUAUCAGAGAUGUAUAUUUUUGGCAAAUUUGAAGCGUUUUGUAAAAGGCUAGAAAAAAUUACAGAGAUGAUUACUAUAGUACAAACAUUUUCUGCACUUAGUAUGUCUACAAUUGAGGGGAUAGAUAUUUUGGCAAUAAAGUUCAAAAAUAUCUACCAGAGUGUUCAAAAGAAACAAUAUGAUAUUCUCGACCCACGAAAAACUGAAUUUGAUGUAGAUUUUGUAGACUUCAUGACAAAAAUUGAAGGUUUAGAGGUGCAGAUACAGACAUUUAUGAAUACUUGUUUUGGAAGAAUUUUGUCUUCACAACAUUCAGUUCAGCUACUUCAAAGGUUUCAGAAGCUGAAUAUGCCAUGUCUUCAGCAGGAAAUAGCACAUACUGUUGAACUUAUUCUUCAACAUUACGUAGCAGAACUUGAAGCUACUAAAAAGCUUUACCAGGCUCAAAAAGAUGACCCUCCUCUUGCCCGAAACAUGCCCCCUGUAGCAGGAAAGAUACUGUGGGUGCGGCAGCUUUUCCGGCGGAUAAGUGAACCAAUCAACUUUUUCUAUAAAAAUUCAGAUAUCUUAACAAGUCCAGAAGGUAAAGCAGUGGUUCGAGUAUUCAAUAAAAUUUCCUAUGUAUUGGUGGAAUUUGAGGUACUCUAUCACAUGGCUUGGGUGAAGGAAAUUUCUCAGCUACGAUAUGCAUUACAAGCUACACUACUGGUACGUCAUCCUGAAACUGGGAAGUUGCUUGUUAAUUUUGAUCCCAAAAUUCUAGAGAUUGUCCGAGAAACUAAGUGUAUGAUAAAGAUGGGUCUUGAAGUACCAGAGCAAGCAAAGAGGGUAGUAAAAAUAGAAAAUACUCUGAAGGCAAACAAAUUGUAUUUGGAGAAUCUUCUGCAAUGUUACGAAGAUUUGUGUCAGGAAGUACCAACAGUGUUUGUAAAUUUGAUGGCACCGAAAAUGAGAAAGGUAGAAUCUGUGUUGAGACAAGGACUUACUAUAUUAACUUGGUCAUCUCUGACAUUGGACAGUUUUUUUCAAGAAGUUGAUGAAGUUAUGAAUAUGUUUAAGCAGCUUUUGAAAAAGGUUAAUGACUUAUGUGAAAUGCAGAUUGAUUUAAUAAUGAAAGACAUAUCAAAUACUCUUUUAAUUGUCCUGCCAGAGGACGGUCCUAUCAAAGUGGAAGAUAUGCUGGCAUGCAAUGAGACUUACACCAAAGAAUGGGCUGAAAUACUGAACCACAAAAGUAUGCACAUAGAAGAUGCUGUCCAGGAGUUGAUAUCUAUAUUUGAGACAAUUUAUGAAAUUAAAGAUUCUAAGAAAACUUCAAAAAAGUAUUCACUGCCAGUAGAAGGGAAACAUGUGGCAUUUGGGGCUGAUGGAGAGGAGGGAGAUACUGAUGGUUCUUCAGGUAUUCUUAGCGAGAAUGCUGAGGACAAUGAGAAAGAAGAUGAGUUUAGAAAGGAAUGUAAAGAGGUAGUUGCAUAUUUCAGUCAUCAGUUACUAGACAGUCUGUUGAAAGCCACCCGGCUAUCUUUGGAUACUCUUAAAAAAAGAAUGUUUGUUUCAAGCACCAGCACCUUUGGACGAACAGCUUUUUUUGCUCAGGCAAGCAAAUCUGAAGAGGUUGUUUCUUUCCUAAAAGCUGAAGUGCAUCUUGCUAUUCCUAAUGUGGUAAUGGUUCCUAGUUUAGAUGAUAUUCAGCAAGUCAUCAAUCGCAUGAUCCAAUUAACAUUGGAAGUAAGUCGUGGAGUCGCACAUUGGGGACAGCAACACUUACAAAAAUCGAGUAUAUUACUGAACAGAAAUGUACCUAUUGUCUCUUCAUCACCCAGUAUGGUAGCAGGGAGAGCAGCCAAAAAAGAAGAAAAAGUAGUUGAUGAGAUUCCUGUAAGAAAGCUAAGAAAUUUUUAUCCAGGUGUCGCAGAACACAAAGAUAUUUCUAAACUAGUUGUGCUGCUCUCCUCAUCUGUAAAUUCCAUAAGAAAAGCAGCUGGUGAAGCACUGCAAGACUUUCACAAAUAUAGGGUUCUGUGGACAGAAGACAGAGAUGCUAAAGUUCAGCAAUUUCUGGCUAGCAGUCCCUCUCUGACUGAAAUCAGAGCAGAAAUUCUUCAUUAUGCUACUUUUGAACAAGAGAUUGAGGAUUUAAAACCUACAAUUCUUGUAGGUCCAAUUGAAUUACAUACAGGACCAUUGAAACUUGCUUUGUCGAUUGAAGCCAAAGCAUGGAAGAUGCUACUCUGUCGUUACUUAAAUGAGGAAUAUAAGAAGAAAAUGACAGACAUGAUAUCAUUUAUAACUGAAUAUUUGAAGAAGUUAUCUCGACCUAUUCGUGACUUAGAUGAUGUCAGAUUUGCAAUGGAAGCUUUGUCUAAUAUACGUGAUAAUGAAAUACAAAUGGAUAUGACCUUGGGACCUAUUGAAGAAGCUUAUAGUAUUUUAAAUAGAUUUGAAGUUGAGGUAACAAAAGAGGAAUCAGAAGGAGUUGAUACACUUAGAUAUUCUUUUAACAAAUUACAGACCAAAGCCGUCAGUGUUCAAGAUGAGUUGGUUCAAGUUCAGCCGAAAUUUAAGAGUAAUCUAUUAGAGUCCGUUGAAAUUUUUCGUGAAGAUGUGGCAAACUUUGACACAUCAUAUGAAACGGAAGGACCCAUGGUUCCAAAUACACCACCACAAGAAGCCAGCAAUAGGUUACAAAUAUUCCAGGCCAAUUUUGAUGAACUCUGGAGGAAAUUUGUCACUUAUUCAUCUGGUGAACAGCUGUUUGGAUUACCUGUCACAGACUAUGAAGUUUUACAUAAAAUCAGGAAGGAGCUAGGAUUGCUUCAGAAAUUAUAUGGAUUAUAUGAUACUGUAAUGAACAAUAUCAGUGGGUAUUAUGAGAUACUUUGGACAGAUGUAGACAUUGAAAAAAUUAAUGCUGAACUUUUGGACUUUCAAAACAGGUGUCGCAAACUUCCCAAAGGACUGAAAAACUGGCAAGCAUUUUUAGACCUCAAGAAAAGAAUAGAUGAUUUUAGUGAGUCAUGUCCUCUGUUGGAAAUGAUGACUAAUAAAGCAAUGAAGCAGAGACAUUGGAAUCGCAUUGCUGAAACAACAGGACAUCAAUUUGAUGUGGAAUCAGAUUCUUUUUGUCUUCGAAACAUCAUGGAAGCACCACUUCUUAAACAUAAGGAUGAUAUUGAGGAUAUCUGUAUAUCUGCUAUAAAGGAAAAGGAUAUUGAAGCUAAAUUGUCUCAGAUAAUUGAAAGUUGGGGAGGCCAGAAUUUGAGUUUUUCAUCAUUUAAAGCAAGAGGAGAGCUACUGUUAAAGGGAAGUGAAUCAGCAGAAAUUAUUACACUUAUGGAGGACAGUUUAAUGAUCUUGGGCUCUUUACUUAGUAACAGAUAUAAUACACCAUUUAAAAAAGAUAUUCAGAGCUGGGUAUACAAACUGAGCACCUCCAGUGAUAUCAUUGAAGAGUGGUUGGUUGUGCAAAACUUAUGGGUUUAUCUUGAAGCUGUUUUUGUAGGGGGAGAUAUUGCAAAGCAAUUACCUCAGGAAGCAAAACGUUUUCAGAACAUUGACAAAUCAUGGAUAAAAAUAAUGCAACGAGCUCAUGAGAAUCCUAAUGUUGUUAACUGCUGUGUUGGAGAUGAGACUAUGGGACAGCUUCUGCCUCAUUUACAUGAACAGUUGGAGGUGUGUCAGAAAUCACUUACAGGAUAUUUAGAGAAGAAAAGGCUACUGUUUCCCAGAUUCUUCUUUAUCUCUGAUCCUGCCCUUCUUGAAAUUCUUGGACAAGCAAGUGAUUCACACACCAUUCAGCCACAUCUUCCUGCCAUAUCUGACAAUAUAAAUGAAGUGCAGUUUCAUGCAAAGGAUUAUGAUCGCAUAAUGGCAGUCAUAUCAAGAGAAGGAGAGAAAAUUCCAUUGGACACUCCAGUGAAUGCAAAAGGACCUGUAGAACUUUGGUUGCUAGAUUUGUUGCGCAUGCAACAGUCUUCAUUACACUGUGUAAUCAGGGCAGCAUAUUAUCAAAUUAGUGACCCAGGAUACCAGCUCCUUAACUUCCUUUAUCACUUCCCAGCACAGGUAGGGUUACUGGGAAUUCAGAUGCUGUGGACACAUGAUUCAGAGGAAGCUCUACACAAUGCAAAAGAUGACAGGAAAAUCAUGCAAGUAACCAAUCAGAAAUUUCUGGAUAUACUAAAUACACUUAUCAGCCAGACAACACAUGAUCUUUCCAGCUUCGACAGGGUGAAAUUUGAAACCCUGGUUACCAUUCAUGUGCAUCAGAGAGAUAUUUUUGAUGACUUGGUAAAAAUGCAUAUCAAGUCAGUAACUGAUUUUGAAUGGCUAAAGCAGAGUCGAUUUUAUUUUAAGGAAGAUGUGGAUCAAGUUUGGGUAUCCAUUACAAAUGUUGAUUUUAUUUACCAGAAUGAAUUUCUGGGAUGUACUGAUCGUCUGGUUAUAACUCCUCUGACUGAUAGAUGCUAUAUAACCUUAGCUCAGGCUUUGGGAAUGAACAUGGGAGGAGCUCCAGCAGGACCAGCUGGAACUGGUAAAACAGAAACUACAAAAGACAUGGGAAAGGCUCUGGGAAAAUAUGUAGUAGUAUUUAACUGUUCUGAUCAAAUGGACUUCAGAGGCUUGGGCAGGAUUUUCAAAGGUCUUGCACAGUCAGGUUCCUGGGGAUGCUUCGAUGAAUUUAACAGAAUUGAAUUACCUGUUUUAUCAGUUGCAGCACAACAAAUUUAUAUUAUUUUAACAGCAAGGAAAGAAAGGAAAAAGCAGUUCAUAUUUUCUGAUGGAGAUUGUGUAGAUUUAAAUCCAGAGUUUGGAAUUUUUCUUACAAUGAAUCCUGGGUAUGCCGGCCGUCAGGAGCUACCAGAAAAUCUAAAAAUUCAAUUUAGAACUGUGUCCAUGAUGGUUCCAGAUAGACAGAUAAUUAUGAGAGUUAAGCUUGCAAGCUGUGGGUUUAUUGAUAAUGUGGUCUUAGCUCAAAAAUUCUUCGUUCUCUACAAACUUUGCGAGGAGCAGCUCACUAAACAGGUUCAUUAUGACUUUGGUCUGAGGAAUAUCCUUUCCGUAUUAAGGACCCUUGGAGCUCAAAAGAGGGCCAGACCAGAUGACAGUGAAUUGAGUACUGUUAUGAGAGGACUAAGGGAUAUGAACCUCUCUAAACUGGUAGAUGAAGAUGAGCCCUUAUUUCUUAGUCUCAUCAAUGACCUCUUCCCUGGGCUACAGUUGGACAGUAAUACAUAUGUUGAACUACAGGCUGCAGUAGCCAACCAGGUUGAAGAGGCAGGGUUGAUUAAUCAUCCACCUUGGAAUCUUAAGCUUAUUCAGUUAUAUGAAACUUAUAAGGUACGCCAUGGGUUGAUGAUACUUGGACCCAGUGGAUCUGGAAAAACAACAGUUAUAACUAUGUUGAUGAAGUCAAUGACAGAGUGUGGGCGUCCUCACAGAGAAAUGCGUAUGAACCCAAAAGCUAUUACUGCUCCUCAAAUGUUUGGCAAACUCGAUACUGCAACUAAUGACUGGACAGAUGGAAUCUUUUCUACACUGUGGAGGAAAACACUAAAAGCUAAAAAGGGUGAGAAUAUCUUUCUGAUUUUAGACGGCCCCGUGGAUGCAAUUUGGAUUGAGAAUUUAAAUUCUGUUUUGGAUGAUAACAAGACUCUGACUCUAGCUAAUGGUGACAGAAUUCCUAUGUCUCCUACUUGUAAACUGUUAUUUGAGGUUCACAACAUUGAGAAUGCCUCUCCUGCAACAGUUUCUAGAAUGGGCAUGGUCUACAUCAGUUCUUCUGCCCUCAGCUGGAGACCAAUUUUACAAGCAUGGCUAAAGAAACGUACGCCUCAAGAAGCUGAUAUUUUACAGAAUUUAUAUGACAGAAACUUUGAAGCAGCAUAUACAUAUAUGAAACUAAACCUUAAUCCAAAAAUGGAGCUUUUAGAAUGUAACUAUGUUAUGCAGUCUAUUAAUCUUUUGGAGGGGUUGAUUCCCUCAAAGGAAGAAGGCGGUAUUUCAUCUCCAGCACAUCUUCAUAAAUUGUUUGCUUUUGGAUUAAUGUGGAGUUUAGGUGCUCUUCUGGAGCUGGAUAGCAGGGAUAAACUGGAAGCCUUCAUUCGAGCAAAUGAUAGCAAAUUAGAUUUGCCAGAAAUCCCUAAACACACCAAUCAAACAAUGUAUGAGUUUCAUGUUACUGAUUAUGGUGACUGGGAACACUGGAAUAAAAGAGUUCAGGAAUAUGUUUAUCCAACAGAAAGUAUCCCAGAUUAUGCAUCUAUUCUGGUUCCAAAUGUAGACAAUGUCAGAACUCAGUUUUUGGUAGAAACAAUUGCUAAGCAACACAAAGCAGUUUUGCUCACAGGAGAACAGGGAACUGCAAAGACUGUAAUGAUUAAAGGUUAUUUGAAAAAAUAUGAUCCUGAAGAACAUUUGUCAAAAAGUUUAAACUUUUCCUCUGCCACAGAACCAUUUAUGUUUCAGAGGACAAUAGAGAGUUAUGUGGACAAACGCAUGGGAAGUACUUAUGGACCACCAGGCGGGAGAAGAAUGACCGUGUUUAUUGAUGAUAUUAAUAUGCCAAUAAUUAAUGAAUGGGGAGAUCAGGUAACAAAUGAAAUAGUUCGUCAGAUGAUGGAAAUGGAAGGAAUGUACAGUUUGGAUAAACCUGGAGACUUUACUACAAUUGUUGAUGUACAGUUAGUGGCAGCUAUGAUACACCCUGGCGGAGGCCGUAAUGACAUCCCACAGCGUUUAAAAAGGCAGUUUACUGUGUUUAAUUGCACACUACCAUCCAAUGCAUCCAUAGACAAAAUUUUUGGAAUAAUUGGUUGUGGAUACUUUCAUCCAUGCAGAAAAUUCAAUCCUGAAAUAUGUGAUGUGAUAAAGAAAUUAGUUCCAGCUGGCAGAGUAUUGUGGCAAUGGACUAAGGUAAAGAUGCUGCCUACACCAUCCAAGUUUCAUUAUAUCUUCAAUCUUCGAGACCUUUCCAGAAUUUGGCAAGGAAUGUUAACUAUCAAAGCAGGAGAAUGUGAGGAUAUCAUUACCCUUAUGGCACUUUUUAAAAAUGAGUGCAAUAGAGUCAUUACUGACAGGUACAAUAAUUCUAUAAUUUUUCAAGUGCUAAGACCAGCUUUGGAUUCAGGUGCAGAGAACCCUCCUCUACAAGGGCCAUCCACUUCGGUUAGUGCCCCGUUGAAGUCAAGAUCAUGGUCACCAAGACUUUUCAAGAAAUACCAAGAACAGUUUAGUGCCAUAAUAAAGAAAGGUCAGCUCUUGGCAAAAACAUCUUUGCAGGCUUCACUUGAUGUGGCAGAUACUGCAGCCAGGUAUAUUUUCAUCACAAGAGUAAUGAAAAAAGUUUCUUGGCUUCAGUUGUCUGGUUUUCCUUUGGAAGUGCAAUCCACAGUGGAAGAUUUACCUGUUGAGGGUCACAAGCUUUUCACAGAUUUCCUGGACGACUUGCUUCAUACCCUAAAGGACUCUAGGGCAACACCUGCAA